ACGCUACAGCGCCAAAUUCCACACCAAACCAAACAAAAGCGCGGCGACGAACGAACGAACGAGCAGCCAACACCCGCCCGCACCACCUCACCUCACCGCACUACUCCAAUGUCUAAUCCACUCCCUAAUCACCACCCGCGCGCACCAGCAAAAUAAGUACGCCCAACCCGGCGACGGAAAGCUAAUCUCUUUCUUUUCUUUCGUCGUCUGCUCCUUUUCUUUCUUCCUCCCCACCUCCACCACCAUCUUCUUUCUCCCACCCAACCUUUAAGCCGCCCCCAAUCCCUCACGCCAUCGUGCUGGUUUUUCUGUAAGCGAGGUGGGCAUGAUCUCUAUAGGCGGGUCUUCGUCUUCCUCGUCGUCGUCGUCCUCGGCGGCGGCGGCGGCGGGGGUCAGGAUGGGAGGGGCGAAGAGGCGGGGGAAGCCGGCCGGUGCCGCGGCGGCGGCGGGGCCAGCGCAGACCAAGUGGCGGAGCGGCACGCAGGAGAGGAUCUACGGCCGGCGCCUGCUGGACGCGCUGCGGGCCACGCGGUUGCCGCAGACCCAGCCUCAGCCGCGCGCCGUGAAGGCCGCGGCCGACUCGGCGCUGGCGCUCACCGCGCGCGGGCAGUCGCGCUGGAGCCGCGCCAUCCUGCUGGCCGGCGCGGCGUCCUGCCGCCGCCGCGUGCUCGUCAAGGCGGGCGGGAAGAUCCGGCGCCACCGCAGGCCGCAGGCGCGCGCCGCGUUGGAGGCGUCCAAGGCCGCGGCCGCCGCGUCCGCCGGCGAGCCGCCCGUGCUGAAGGAGAGGAAGGUCAAGGACCGGCUCCGCGUGCUGGGCCGGCUCGUCCCGGGCUGCCGGAAGCUGCAGGCGCCGGACCUGCUCGAGGAGACGGCCGACUACAUGGCCGCGCUGGAGAUGCAGGUCAAAACCAUGCGCGCGCUCGCCGACGCGUUCGCGGCGGCCCAGCUAUCCUCGCCGCAGCCGCCGUCUCAGGCGCCCGAGGCGUCUGCUGCAGGCGACGAAGCCGAGAUGGAGAGGUGAGGGUCUGAACUGAACCUCUGAAGGAGACGAUUGAUGACAUGAUUGCUUGGGCGGUUGGGCUCGGGAAAAUAAGGGCGAUUGAUUAAUGGAUUAUUACUGCGAAUGGGGUCUGGGAUUCGAGGAGGGUAUUGUGAUGCCGAUGAUGAUUGCUGCUGAUGGACUGCUGCUGAUUUGUAAAUUCUUGAUACUUGUAUAAGUAAUGCUGCUCUGCUCUGCUCCUCUCUUCUUCUCCUCUGUUCUGUUCUUGAAAUGUUCUUCCUCCUCCUGAAAUAAGGCGGGGAUUCCUGUGUCUUUCUCUUGCCGAUUAUGCUUUUGGUUUGGGGUC
Messenger RNA from Brachypodium distachyon (stiff brome), 1346 nucleotides. RefSeq names its product transcription factor bHLH150. NCBI's taxonomy places the organism in Eukaryota, Viridiplantae, Streptophyta, Magnoliopsida, Poales, Poaceae. The record is from RefSeq and is a predicted model, not a curated record. The transcript has a single exon. Gene Ontology annotation, molecular function: protein dimerization activity. The coding region runs from base 326 to 1021 and encodes 231 amino acids. Gene Ontology annotation, biological process: regulation of DNA-templated transcription.